Molecule: messenger RNA, 186 nt
Organism: Diatraea saccharalis (sugarcane borer)
Lineage: Eukaryota; Metazoa; Arthropoda; Insecta; Lepidoptera; Crambidae
Source: the annotation of a GenBank genome assembly
AUGACCUACAUCGGAUUGCUUAUUGCAACGGGGAUUCUUUUGCCAAAGUCAACAUCUCUCGGAAGUUUUGUCGGUGCAAUGGUGUUGUCAUACAUUGUCGGAGCAGAGUAUUAUUGCAUGAUAAAUGGACAUGAAGGUCUAGUUAACUUGAAAGAUUUUGAUUUAAUGCAACUAUUUCAUACUUGA